GAAGAAGAAUAACUAAAAUUUCUUUUUAUCUUAAGAAUCACUAAAAUUUCUAUUUAUUUUAAGAGUGACUAAAAUUUCCAUUCAUUUUAAAGUUUUUAAGCAGCAUGUCAUAUACGCUUAUAUUUGACAAUGGUUGUAGCACUAUCAAAGCUGGUUACGUAACCGACGAUCAGCCAAAAUUAUUUCCAAACUGUAUCGUUAAGACGAAAACUGAUCGUAAAAGGAUUUUUGUGGCAGAUGAAGUUGAUGAAUGUCGCGAUCAUUCUAGCAUAUUUUUUCUCACUCCAGCUGAAAAAGGAUAUAUUGGUUAAUAUGUUGCUGCUUUUAGCAAUUUGAUUUCGGCAGCAAGAAUGCUUUUGAAUGAAUUGUUUUCAGUGCGAUUUUUUAUGCUAAAAGUGUUUUAGUCAACUGGGACGUAGAACAGCAAAUAUGGGACAGAGUAUUUGGGAAAGAUGCGUUGAAUGUUUCAUUUUCCGAUACUCGUAUCAUCAUGACCGAUACCAUUUACUGUGUGCCAGCAAUCCGUGAUUUUUCGGAUGAAAUACUCUUCGAACAGUAUGGAUUUCAUUCAGUUAUAAAAACAAGUGCCUCUUCAUUCGUUGCAAUGGCUGAUACAGUGUCACAAAAAUACAAGGAUCAACUUUGUUGUGUUGUCGUAGAUACAGGUUUUUCAUUUACGCAUAUCGUGCCUUAUUAUAAUGGAAAAGUUAUUCGGGAAGGCAUUUUAAGAAUUGACGUUGGCGGUAAAGUUUUGACUAAUUUGCUGAAAGAAUGGAUUUCAUACAGACAGUUAAAUGUAAUGGAAGAAACAUAUGUUAUGAACGAGUGCAAGGAAGACAUUUGCUUUGUUGCUGAUGAUUUUCCCAAACAUAUGGAAAUUGCUAAACGCCGAGGAAAAGAGAAUACCAUCGUUCAGGAUUACGUGCUUCCAGAUUUCAAUAUCCAUAGUCGCGGAUUUAUUCGUACUCCUGAAGAUAACGUUUGUGAUGAUCUACAAAAGUUGCGAGUAAAUAUAGAGAGAUUUGCAGUUCCUGAAACACUUUUUUCACCAUCAGACAUCGGAAUUUCACAGAUGGGUAUACCGGAAGCUAUAGCAACAGCUGUAAAGAAAUGCCCAUAUGGUUUGCGAGGACGAUUAUUGAACAACAUUGUUCUUUGUGGUGGUAAUGUUUUAUUCCCCGGAUUCAAAGAACGAGUUGCUAAAGAUUUGCGACCAUUCGUGGAUCAAAUUUAUGAUAUACAAUUAAGAGAUGUUGCUGAUCCCAUAACAUUUGCUUGGCACUGUGGACGGAAUGCUGUGAAACUCGGUGCUUGGGAUAAUAAGUUUGUUUCAAAGGCGGAGUAUAGUGAACACGGAUCUGUUAUUUGGAGAUUUUCUGCUUAAAAGUUGAUGUUGACGUUUCGUAGGUAAU
This is a messenger RNA of Loa loa (African eye worm), 1412 nucleotides long. RefSeq names its product actin family protein. The record is from RefSeq and is a predicted model, not a curated record. Gene Ontology annotation, cellular component: Swr1 complex. The transcript has 9 exons. The coding region runs from base 491 to 1384 and encodes 297 amino acids. Lineage: Eukaryota; Metazoa; Nematoda; Chromadorea; Rhabditida; Onchocercidae. Gene Ontology annotation, molecular function: nucleosome binding.